Molecule: messenger RNA, 1317 nt
Organism: Caenorhabditis angaria
Lineage: Eukaryota; Metazoa; Nematoda; Chromadorea; Rhabditida; Rhabditidae
Source: the annotation of a GenBank genome assembly
AUGAACCCAUUUGUAAGCGAAGACUAUGAAUUGAAGCAUUCUUUUAAUGAAAUCACGAAUUUACGCGAUAAAUUGGCUAUUCUUAGUGAUGGUUUGGUGACAGAAAAUAUGACUUGGAAUAUAGCGAUUGGAGCGCAUUACAAUCAAGAAAAUGAAAAGUUUCUAGCUGUUUAUUUUUGCUUAACCAAACUUCAACCAAUUAUCCAAAAUUUUGUAUGCGAAGUGAAUGCGAAAUUCGAAGUUUGGAAGAAUGAUCAAAUCAUUCGAACUCACGAACCGCUCUUCAACAUUUGCUUUCAAAAUGUAGAAAAUAAAUGGGGAUUUCCCAAGUUUGCGAAAUGGCAACAUUUGAUGGAUAAUUGGAUUUUGGAUGGUAAAUUGACGAUUGGUGUUAAAUUCAGUUAUAAAUUUUAUAAUUUUGAUUUCAAUCGCAAUGUUUUUCAAAGUUAUCCGGUGAAAUUUGGAGAUGGUAGAAGAGUAUUUAUAAACAAGCAAGUAAGAAAAAGGCUCUAUCGCAAUAUAUGGGUCCCAUGGAAAUAUAUGGGUCCGUAAAAACAUAUAAGGGUCCGUUUUUUUUUUUUUUUUUUUACUAAGCCUAAGCCUAAUUCUGAAGCUGAAAAGCCGAAAAUAGAGUUACCAGAGGACUCAAAAUUCUCUAUUAUUAUUUUUAGUAAUCCCAAAAAAAAAAAAAAAAAAAAUUCACGGACCCUUAUAUUUCUGAGGGACCCUUAUAUGUUUUUACGGACCCUUAUAUUUCCAUGGGACCCAUAUAUUGCGAUAGAGCCGAAAAUUUUUUCAAUCCGCGAAAAUAAAUUUAAUUUUUUUUUGCAGUUUUUUGCAAUGUUUUCUCAACAUCUCAUGGAAGAAUUCAAAAAUUCGCCGAAAUUUUUUGAAAUUGAAGAUGAAGCUGAAGCUACAAACAUCAAUGACUUCUGUCUGCUCUAUGCAGCAAUCCAUCCAAAUCCAAUUCAAAUAACCGGCGAGACAUUCGUCAAACUUCUCGAUUUAUCGAAGCGAUUCGAAGUCGAAAAUUUAUUCGAGAAAUGUGUGAAAGAUGGAGUGACAUCGACAAUGAUUCCGAUGAUUGAGAAGUUCAGAGGAGCUGAGUUGAUUGAGCCGGAUAAUCGAUUGAUGGUUGGUUUUUCGAGGGAUUUUGAAAGAUUCAAUUUUUUUUGUUUUUUUUUGCAGAAAGGAUGCCUAGAACUGUUCAAAACACCACACGAUAUCAAAAUCUUUGCUCUAAAUCCAGACUUUGAAAAAUUGCAGGACAAAACGAGACUUGCAAUAUUGAUGGCACUGGUUAAAAUUAUUCCUUGA